AUGACUGAUUACACGAAGCGGCUUGGAGAAGUCAACCACAGGCUGCUUCAGACAGGCGUAACAUCAUACCUUCCUACCAUUACUAGCCAGAAACCGGCUGUGUACAAAACGGUUCUCCCACUCCACAAACCGCAAGGUGUGUUGCGUCUUGCCGAGCUGGGCGCCGAGUCACUCGGCGCACAUUGUGAAGGGCCUUUCUUGAACACACUGAAGAAUGGGGCACAUAAUGUGGACGUGUUGAUUGAAGCACAAAGUUUCACAGACAUCGAAGCAUGUUAUGGCAAAGAGAAUCUUGUCUUUGACAGAAGGAAUCGGGCCGCGGCCAUCAAAAUGAUCACGGCAGCUCCAGAGCUCGGUCGGAUGACUUCUUUAAUUCCUGAGCUAGCUUCACAGAAAAUUGUUUUCUCCAUAGGCCACACUGACGCCAGUUAUGAACAAGCUGCCACAGCCAUCAGGCAUGGCGCUUCCAUGGUCACACACCUCUUCAAUGCAAUGAGGCCUCUGCAUCACCGAAACCCAGGCGUUCUGGGCGUGUUGGGACAUGGUCAUGAUUCAGCUCAGCCAUUUUUUGGCGUCGUCGCUGAUGGUAUCCAUGUACAUCCCGCGACAGUGAAUUUGGUAUUUAAAGCGAAUAUGCAGCGAAUGAUCCUAGUCACAGAUGGUAUGCAUCUGCUAGGCUCGCCAGAUGGUGUAUAUCAGUGGAUGAAUGGCGGUUCAUUAUCUACCAUCAAGAAACUGGGUUACAAACUCACUCUUGAAGGCUCAGACACAAUUGCCGGAAGCUGUGUCACUCUUCUUGAAAGUGUCAACAACUUGAUUAAAUGGUCCGGUGCCAGCAUUCCCACUGUUUUAUCGACAGUCACAGCUGCUCCUGCUUAUAUGCUGGGACUGCGCGGGGUCAAGGGCACGCUCGACAUUGGAGCCGAUGCCGAUUUUCUCAUCCUUUCAGAGGUAGAGACUAUGGAAGGCGGGGCAAUUGUAAUAGAUGAAGUGUGGAAGUUUGGUAAACGAAUGUACCAAAACAGUCAAUCAUCUAAUCAGCAUAUUUACAUCUCUAACUAG
This is a messenger RNA of Beauveria bassiana ARSEF 2860, 1062 nucleotides long. Its product is annotated as carbohydrate esterase family 9. NCBI's taxonomy places the organism in Eukaryota, Fungi, Ascomycota, Sordariomycetes, Hypocreales, Cordycipitaceae. The coding region runs from base 1 to 1062 and encodes 353 amino acids. Gene Ontology annotation, biological process: N-acetylglucosamine catabolic process. The transcript is spliced from 3 exons. The record is from RefSeq and is a predicted model, not a curated record. Gene Ontology annotation, molecular function: N-acetylglucosamine-6-phosphate deacetylase activity.